AUGUCAUCAUAUUUAGUUUCAGGAUCUGUUGCUGCCAUCUUCUUCACUCUUCUUACUUUAUCACUAUGUUGUGCACGGUCUGUUGAUGUUGAGUCCUGGGCUGACCAUAAAAAGACUGUCAUUGUGGAAAAUGACAUAGGUCCAAACAUAGUAUUAGCAUUACAUUGCUGGUCCAGUGAAGAUGAUUUUGGUGUACAUACAUUAAACCACAAAGAAAAUUUCAAAUGGAGAUUUAAAGUUAACUGGAAGGGGACAACUAAAUUUGUAUGUGAAUCAGGUUGGUAUGAUUCAGGGGAAAGCCCAGGUUACCAAGAAAAGUUUACAGCUUUCAAAUCAAGUAGAGACUGGAGUGCAAAUUGUGAAGAUGAUUGUUGGUGGAGUAUUCGUCGAGAUGGUGGCUACUAUGGAGACGCUAUUGCCUCAGAUAAGUAUCCACCUAAAAAGAUGUUUUCUUACCACAAAUAA
Molecule: messenger RNA, 465 nt
Organism: Papaver somniferum (opium poppy)
Lineage: Eukaryota; Viridiplantae; Streptophyta; Magnoliopsida; Ranunculales; Papaveraceae
Product: S-protein homolog 29-like
Exons: 1
Coding region: 1-465 (154 amino acids)
Source: RefSeq, a predicted model, not a curated record